ACAUGUCACACAGACGGUUGUACAACUUCGCGCUACAUUUCCAUUUCGCAUUCGUCUACGUCUUGUCUGAGAAAACAGCUGAGGUAGUAAACACGUUUGACAGUUAGGCUAGCGACUGCCGAAACAUUUUUAACACUAUUAAAGCUGUUUGUGAACCUUGUCAUCAUGUCUAAUCCUUGUGCUGGAUGUAACAAAACAGUGUACUUUGCUGAGCGGUUAGUUGCUAUGAACAAAGACUGGCAUAAAGUAUGCUUCAAGUGUGCUGAUUGCAAGCAAACACUGACACCAGGAAAACAAAGUGUGCAUGAGAAUAAACCCUACUGCAAAACGUGCUACGGACGGAACUUUGGACCAAAGGGCUACAGCUCUGGCAAUCCAUCUGCCGUCAAUAGUUACGUGAGCAAGUAAGAGCGGGAACCAGUGAUGAACAACAAGGGAACCAGUGCUGUAUCUCAAAACCUGCGCUCCAUUCUUUAAUCUCUUGUACUGCGCUAUAAUCUCCCAUGAUGCACUAUGAUCUCCCAUAAUGCACUUUAAUUUCCCGUAAUGCACUAUUGUAGAUAUAGACACUGCUUCAAACUGCUUAGAACGAUUUGAAAAAAAAAAUCAGUUUCAAAGACUAGAGAUAUUCAUUCCAUUAAAAUCUUUUUCAAAGGCAUUACUUUCAGCCUUUAUUUUUUUAUAAUUUGGGAAAUGAUACAGCAUUCCCUUGCAGUUUUGCACCCAAAAAUCUUUUUGGGAGCAAACAAUUUUGGAAGUUAGUUGUUUAUUAGAGGACUCGGACUCGGAAGUUCUUAAUUUAUCGAGAAAAAACAAAACUCGUAAAAUGUGAGUUGGGGUUUAAUUUUCUUUGUUUUUUGGGGCUUAUAGCUGCAUUUUUUCCCCAAAGAACAACUUUCUAAUCUUAUUCUUCCAUUUACGAACCCAUUAUACAUCCAAAAGUGUUUCCAAAAGUGUUUGACCUGCACUUCUGCAAAAUGCACUUCAACUGUGAACUUCAUAUCUUUGCUUUCGUCAAUUGUUGAGCUUUUACAGUAAAUCAUUCCACUCAUUCAUUUUUCUCAUUCAUUGUUUUUCAUGUUAUUCCUAGUAUGUUUUAACGUAAUUGUAAGGUAGGCCAGUAAAAUAUUGUAUUCGCUUUAAAGAGCAAAGUACUGCAUGUAUGUAUGUACCGGUACCUGUAUAUAUGUGUAGCUUACAAUGAAGUGAUUCUGAAGUUUUGAAAUUCUGUGGUAAAGUGAAAAAAUUGAUCAAGAUCCAUGCCAAGUCAUUUUUGAUUAUUACCAGAAUUUUCUUAAUUUUGAAAAGAGAUCCCAUUUUGUGAUAUGGAUCCCAUUGAGUGACAUCAGACGUUAAUUCCUAGCUCCUUCUUUGCGAUCAAGUACUACACCCCAUCAUCCCUGACCAAUCCACGCCCAUUAAUUACUGGCAAUCAAUUUGGCCAUGGUCUUUAUAGCAGGUGUUGCUAUCACUCUGUGACAUUCACAAGUCCAUCAGGGAAUUGCCUACAGGCAAAUUAAUAUGUUUUGGCUCAUGUGCCGUACAUGUGUUCCCCAUCAACAGCAGAUCGCCUCUUGGAAUAAAAUUAUAAUUUUUAAACAUAGGGACCAAUUAAACCACUGUACGAUUAUUUCCUGAUUCCAAUUAGUAACAGAAACAAAUUUCUCCUCUCAGGGUCUGAAUCACAUUUUAUUUUCAUGACAUUUUUUGUAAAGAUUAUUUUUUAUCUUAGGAAUGCAUACACCAGAGGCUGUGUUUACCAGUGAACCAUGAUAUCACUGGCUUGUUUUAUUAUAAUUUUUCUGUCUGGCUAAUGUCUGUUGAUUGAUAUGUGGAGCAUUGGAGACCAGCCCCUGCCCGUAUUGCAGAGUUUAUGUAGCUCAUAUCAUGUCGCAAAGAUCAGUGGAGUGUUUCAUGCUAGGGUUUCUUUUUCUAUUCUCCAUUUAUUUUGUUUAAAUUUGCUGCGGGAUAGCAGCUCAACAAAUCAUUAAAGGGAAGAUACAACAUUUGCAAACACCAAAAAACCAAAUGAUCAAAUUAUCAUGGAAUAUCUUACUGAAUUGAUAGGGAAUGACAGUCUUAAAGCAUCCUGUAAAAUCAUGGCUCCUGGUGUGCUGACAUUUUCAAGAAAAAUUGUAUUUUUCCAAUGCUGGUCGGCCGACCAGCGUUGGAAAAAAAAUGGCUUAAGUCUCUCUGUUAGUCUGUAGUCCGUAACAAAUGUGGACAUUGUCUAUUGUUCACCAUGUUCACUACAAACACGCAUUUUAACUGAUUUCAACCAAACUUUGUCAAAAGUAUCAAUAGCCAAUCCCCAACAUGUUACAUGACCAAACUGGGGUCAAAGGUCAUCAUAUGCAUUUGGGUCAAAAAUCUGUACUAAAAAAACACUACUCCCAAAAAUAAGGCACAAUCACGUGACUCAUGCAUGAACACGAAUUUGUUGGCCCGCAGCUUCCGAGAUAUUUCUGGUUUGAGCUUAUUGGUUAGUCAGUCGAGUAGUCACUUGAUUGAUUUUGGUUGGUUUGGAAGAUGUUUGGUCUCAAAAGUAACCAAUCAAGAGACAGAAUUUUCUUAAAUGUCAGGAAGGUAAAUGAAGAAAACUGACGAGUCCUUGUUAAUCAGUCUCACAUUAUCUCGAUGUAUUCACUAAUAUUUUAUGUGUGUAUUCUAGCUAGUAUUUCACUUUUGUGAAACAUUACAAUUGAAUGAAGAAUUAUAUAAGUGUUGAAAUUAUAUAUACUGAAAUAAUCAUAUAGAUUCAAAUAAUUACUCUCCUGAAUUUGCUUGCAAUAAGCCAUUCCAAAUGAAUAGAUAAAUUCUAAAUUGUAUUUUGCCAAUAUGUAA
Patiria miniata (bat star) is the source of this 2844-nucleotide messenger RNA. Its product is annotated as cysteine-rich protein 2-like. The record is from RefSeq and is a predicted model, not a curated record. Lineage: Eukaryota; Metazoa; Echinodermata; Asteroidea; Valvatida; Asterinidae. The transcript is spliced from 4 exons. The coding region runs from base 166 to 408 and encodes 80 amino acids.